AUGGAUGAGGAGGUGAAUCCGUUGGAGAGAGACCACACUCUGUCUGUGGUGCUGCCGGGGGGGCUGGAGAGGAACGCCACAGUGCAUGGAAGUAAACCCGUGAUGGACCUGCUGGUGACCCUUUGUGCGAGCUACCGCCUGAAUCCGUCAGACUACACCGUUGAGGUUCUCUCGCCCAACAAGAACAUUAUCAGCUUCAAACCGAACUCUCCGAUUGGCUUACUAGAAGCGGAGAAGAUUGUGCUGAAGCCUAAAGGGAUCGAGGAAAAGAUCAGGAGGCCGUACAUGCCUGAGGCGUCUGUACGUCUGUUGAUCAACUACAAUAAGUCCCAUAAGGCCGUGGUGCGAGUGAAUCCCAGAGUGCCCCUCGAGAUGCUGCUGCCGGUGGUGUGUGACAAGUGCGAGUUUAAAGCAGAAACAACCAUCUUAAUGAGAGACUCUCAGUCCAAAGAGCCACUGGACCUCACCAAGUCUUUAAAUGACCUCGGACUGAGGGAAGUGUUUGCCAAAGACACAGCUGACCGUCAACACCAGGCCAAGACACCUGACGCAGACCUGCCAAAGAAGGAGAAGAAACAGAAGGAAAACCUGGGUUUUCUCAGCUUAUUCAGAAGACGGAAGAAACACCCUGAAAUGGAAGGGGCUGUAAGUCCUCCAGAUUCUCCCGGCCUCAACAAACAAAUGGGAGGCCGUAUGAAUGGGCAGGAUGUUUCCUCUUCUAACAAACUGGCAGCAGACGUGCCCAAGAAGAGACGAGCCCCCCAGCCGCCCAUGGGCGCGUCACAGAGCGUCCCCAACAACCUCAGCACCUGUCAUUUAAGAGGACCACAGAGGUCUGCUGAAUCUACUUUAAGGAGUACCAAGCGGAGGGCCCCACCCCCACCCUGUGCAAACACCCACCAGGAGCUGCAGGAGGACACGGAGGUUAAAGUGGUGAUUGUUGAGGCAACCUCGUUGGAACAGCAGGAAGAUAUGAAAUAUGCUGCGACUGUAGACUCCCUGAUCACUGUGGAGAAGAGAGAAAGCGAAGAGUCAGACUCUGUAAAAUCACUAUCAUCAUCUUCAUCACCAUAUCCAUCACAUUCACGGUCAUCCAAAUCCUCCUCACGUCCAUCUUUCGCCCAUCUCCAUGAAGUGGCUGAUCCAUAUCUGCCUUCGUUUCGAAGAAAAGACUUAUCAGACGCCCGCUAUGCUCUUGCCAAAGUCAUGACUUCCUCCAUUUCCAAAGGAACGCUGGUGAGGCGUUUGAGGAAUUCUGCCACCUUCCCAAAAUUAUACAAUGGCUCCUCCUUUAUGUCCAUGACUCAGAGGUUUUCAGAUAACAGGGAUUUCUAUGCAGAACCUGAACCUGUUUUGACUUCCAACCUCCCCACUGAGCCUGAGUGGGAGGAUCCUGCACAGAGGAGGGGAAUGACCACGUUCAAAGUGGUUCCCUCAAAGAAACAGAAGUCCCAUGAUCCAGAGCUCACCCUGGAUGUUCCAGAUCAGAUAACAAUAGAGGAAAACCCUGAGAGUGAAGCUUCUUCUGAGGUUGGGAAAAACCAAACUGAGCCUGAGGAGGAUCCAUGUUCUCCUGCAAGAUCAGAGACCGAAACACCUUUGCAGAGUCCAGAGCCUUCGUCUCAAGAGACUGAAGAGCCAGCUUCUCUUCCACCUCCACUUGAUGAAGACGAUCAGGAUUGUCCAGGCUCACCUUUCUGUGAGGUUCGGGACACCGUUGAAAAGCAGGAGGAAGACCAUGAGCCUGAAGUCCCAUAUUUGCAGAGCCCAGAACCUUCUUCUCAGGAAAUUCAGGCUUCUGAAGAGCCAGCUUCUCUUCCACCUCCACUUGAUGUAGACGAUAAGGACUGUUCAGGCUCGCCUCUCUGUGAGGUUGGGGACAUUGGUGAAAAACAGGAGGAAGAGGAUGAGCCUGAAGUUGCAUAUUUGCAGAGUCCAGAACCUUCUUCUCAGGAAAUUCAGGCUUCUGAAGAGCCAGCUUCUCUUCCACCUACACCUGAUGUAGACGAUCAGGAUUUCCCAGGCUCGCCUCUGCCAGAGGCUGGGGGAGCUGUUGAAAAGCAGCAGGAGAAGGAGGAUGAACCUGAAGUCACAUCUGAGGUGGUACAAACCACACCGUCAGACUGCAGUGAUGGUCAAAUCAUCAUCUCAGAGGAUCAGAGUGAAUUUCUUCAAAGCCCCAGUCGACAGUUUGUCAGUACAGACAUCGACCACUGUGGUUCAUACACUGAUGAGAAGGACGUUAAGGAAGAAGAAGACAGUUUCCCUCCUCCUCCUCCACCUGUCUUCUUUAAUGAAGAAAUAGAAGUCAUGGAGGAAGGUAGGGAAGAUACUACAGCUUCCUCUCUUCCAUCCUCUCAGCCACUAAGUCCUUCCUCCAAUGGGCAGAAUAAUGCAUUCAGUGUGUUAACGUCAGUCACGCCUGACCAGGCUGCAGCUGCACCCAAACCUCUGGACAAGAUAAGUUCAGCCCCAUCCAGAUUUGCACAGGCAGUAGCGUUGGCCGUGCAGAGGUCCCGCCUCCAGAGUCGUGGCAAAAGUUUAGGCCCUCAGGCCCCCAGUGGUCCACAAAGUACACUCCCCUCACCACCCAGGACCAUAUACCAGUUCGGUGCCUGACCGGCUUCCUCAUACAUCUCUGAAUGGAAGUCCUUGUUUAGGGAGAGGAUUCAGAGCUCACCGAGGACACCAGACUCUGCCUGUGACCUCCGAAUAACUUAAACAGCUGAAUAAUUUCUACGUAGACGAACUGCAUCAGUUUUACAGCAAGAAGCAACUGACUUUGUUUCUGGAUCCUUUUUUUAUUUUUUGUGCAAAGACACUUUGUUGUCUCAUUUUAUGUUCACAGGUUGAACAUAAACAUUUUCUGUUGUCAAGUAAGCCAAAUGUACAGGAGGUGAGUUGUUGAACUGACAACGUCCUGUUUUUUUCUUUACUUCCUUUUUAAAUUUUCAUUGAAGAUGUGCCAAGGCGGAAAUGACGCUGAUGUUACUGGCUUUUUUUGUUUGUUUGUGUAAAACAAAACCAAUGAUGUAUUCACAAUAAUAGGCUUAUUCUAUGUUUGUGCUGGAAUUUAUUUUCUCCCUCAGGUUGUACAUUUGUAUGCUUUAAGACAUGAAGAACGCAGUAAAACUGAUGAACUCAGUUUGAGACUGGUUUGCUUUUUAGUCACCAGGUGGCAGAAGAGCAUCGUUUCUAAAAUGAAGAUCUGACAAGAUAUUCAUUCGUGAGGUCUUUUUCAUCAUAUGAGUUCUCGUGGAUGUAUCACACGUGACUUUUGAAUUGAAUUUAAAAAGAAAUGACAGUAAAUCUUGUUUUAUAAGUACUCAGGAGCCAUGAAUUAAUAUUCAAUUAUCCUU
This is a messenger RNA of Morone saxatilis (striped sea-bass), 3359 nucleotides long. Its product is annotated as cordon-bleu protein-like 1. The transcript is spliced from 9 exons. The record is from RefSeq and is a predicted model, not a curated record. Gene Ontology annotation, molecular function: actin monomer binding. The coding region runs from base 1 to 2619 and encodes 872 amino acids. NCBI's taxonomy places the organism in Eukaryota, Metazoa, Chordata, Actinopteri, Moronidae.